Messenger RNA from Odontomachus brunneus, 1313 nucleotides. It is a transcript of the gene ATPsyngamma, whose product is annotated as ATP synthase subunit gamma, mitochondrial. NCBI's taxonomy places the organism in Eukaryota, Metazoa, Arthropoda, Insecta, Hymenoptera, Formicidae. Bases 171 to 1070 code for a protein of 299 amino acids. The record is from RefSeq and is a predicted model, not a curated record. Gene Ontology annotation, biological process: proton motive force-driven ATP synthesis. The transcript is spliced from 3 exons. Gene Ontology annotation, molecular function: proton-transporting ATP synthase activity, rotational mechanism.
UAACGUUCGGUGCUCACAGAUGGCGGGAGAAGCAUCUUCGAUAAUCGUGAAUUCUCCGUGUUACGUGUGCCCGUAUCUUCUCCUGUGAAUUCGGAGAUCGUCGGGCAGACUUUCGAAGGGAAUUUUCGUGGAGUUAUUUUCAAAAUUUGCCUGAGAUUGGGUCUCCAACAAUGUUCCGCAACCACAUACCCUCGAUUCUACGGUUAGCUGCCCAGGAGCAACAAUGGCAGCAACAACAGAGGGGUAUGGCCACCCUCAAGGCUAUCUCCAUACGUCUUAAGUCAGUGAAGAAUAUCCAAAAGAUCACACAAUCCAUGAAGAUGGUGUCAGCAGCCAAGUAUAAUCGCGCGGAGCGCGACUUGAAGCAGGCUCGACCACUCGGCGUGGGCACGAAAAUAUUCUACGAGCAGGCCGAGAUCCAGGCGCCCGCGGAAGAACCGAAGAAGCUCGUGAUUGCUGUGACCAGCGACCGUGGCUUAUGCGGCGCCGUACACACUGGCGUGUCCCGCAACAUUCGCGACCGGUUGCUGGCCGACCCUAAGGAACGCGAGAACACGAAGAUCAUAUGCAUCGGUGAGAAGUCCCGGGCGAUUCUUUCACGCCUGUUCUCCAACAAUAUCCUGUUCGUCGCAUCCGAAGUGGGCCGUAAGCCUCCGACGUUCAACGAUGCAGCCAAGAUAGCCAUAGAGGUCAUGAACAGCGGUUACUCCUUCGGCUCCGGACGUAUAGUUUACAACAGAUUCAAAUCUGUGGUGUCGUACGCGAUCGACGACCUGCCGUUGUUCGACAAGAACGCCGUGGUCACCGCACCGAAGCUGUCGAUAUACGAUUCCCUCGACGACGAUGUGAUACAGAACUACUUGGAGUUCUCGCUCGCUUCAUUGUUGUUUUAUUCGAUGAAGGAGGGUGCCUGUAGCGAACAGUCCAGCCGUAUGACCGCGAUGGACAACGCCAGCAAGAACGCCGGUGAAAUGAUCGACAAGCUCACACUCACCUUCAACCGUACUCGGCAAGCCGUGAUUACCAGAGAAUUGAUCGAGAUUAUCUCUGGUGCCGCCGCUUUGGAUUAAGAACGUCGCACGUGGAUAUUAGUCUCUCAAUUUAUAGCGCCGGCAGAUGGAACGAGAACAUGUUACGCCGGGAAAAUAAACGAGGAAACGAAAACGGACGCACAGAGUCCGUUAUACUGCCGAAAGAUGCAAUUUCUGAUCAACUUGGACGGAGCUCAACAAUCCGCUGAUACGACCUCUAAAAAUUGCUGUACCAUUCGUUAUUUUUAUGUCCAAGUUCAAUAAAUAGAUCGAAUUACAAAA